This is a messenger RNA of Acytostelium subglobosum LB1, 2850 nucleotides long. RefSeq lists its product as hypothetical. Bases 1 to 2850 code for a protein of 949 amino acids. NCBI's taxonomy places the organism in Eukaryota, Evosea, Eumycetozoa, Acytosteliales, Acytosteliaceae. The transcript has 16 exons. The record is from RefSeq and is a predicted model, not a curated record.
AUGUUGACUCUAAUGUCAAUGUUGUCAAUUGACAACUUGGUAGAAGCUCAAAUACUUCCAGUUCAAGAAUUGGAGUCCAUUCAAUGGUUGAUUCAACAACAUCAACUGGAUUGGAACAUCAAUGGCACAACCUGUGAGGUUAUCCAGGGCACAUCAUCUUCUAAACUCACAUGUUUCAUAUUCAAUGGACAACAAGGCGUAUCUCAAAUAUAUCUAUCUAAUGCGACAUCAUCGUUUGAUCAAGGUUAUCCAAAUCCAAACUUAACAUCGUUUGGAUUCAACGCACUGAAUAUAUUCAUCAUUGAGAACUAUCAGAUGAAGAACAAGUCAUUGAAUACCUUUGCCAUGCUAGACAGUAGACCCAGUUUUACAGUCCUCAAUACAUUGAUUAUCAAAGGUUAUGGAAGCCCCAACAUCUAUAUGAAUCCAAAGUGGUGGUCUGCUCUUAAGAACCUGACCAUAUCAAUACUGGAUACCUCAAUAUCUAUACCGACAUACAAUAUAACAUAUAUACAUCCUGAUACUGCACAAUUUGAUUAUAUGUGCCAAGUGAAUAUCGAAACAAUACAUCCAAUGAAUCUAACAUUCAACAUGAAGACUAUCAAUACGUUUAAUGUAUUCAAUCGUGCACCUCAGAACAAAGUAUACGCAAGUCUAAAGUUCGACUAUACCUUCUAUUUCCAAUUGGAGAAUGUAGAGUUACUUCAAACAGACUUCUCACAAAUCCAAACAGAGAACAUGCAAUUGACCAAUGUUAAUGAAGUCACUGGUGGCAAGGGAUUCUACUUCCAAUACAAAGAAGGCCACCAGAGGUUCUUCCCCAAGCUAAGCUGGUUCGUCUUGAACAAGAGUUUCAAAGCCAUUGGAGUAGAUAUAUCGGACAGUACAGUUGGAGGUACAUUGACAGAGGACUUUAGUCAGUACCAAUUCUACAGGAUGAUGAUUGCCAACACCAGUAUCACAGGACAAAUGCCUCAAUACUUCUGUCAGAUACCAUUAUACAACUCACUGCCUGGCUACUUCACAUGGGACAAUGUCAAUUUCUCAAACAUUCCAGACUGUUUCUAUUGUUACUACUCACAGAUCAAGGAUUUCUUUGCAAAGACUACCUUUACAACUGUGCCAGCAAGCUUCAAAUGUGAUGUGAGAUUGUUCCAGACAUACUUCAUCAGGAAUAGUCCCACUGCAGUACUACCAUUGAAGGGUGUAAACCUUGGCUUUGGAGCAGACCCUGGACCCAGCAUAACUAUGAGGAUGGCCAACACAUUCUUUGAUUACAAGCCAACCUUACUCAAUGGAAACGAUACAGUGGUCUUCUCCAAGUUGUUCAAUUACAAAGUCAACAUCACCUGGGUCACGGACAUAAGCACAUUGGUAUCAGUUUAUGGACAAAAGUUAUUCCAGUAUUACUAUGUCAAUGUGAAUGGAACAUUUGAUCAGACAUUAUCAUAUCAGAUGGUGGUCAAUGGACAUAACUGCACGAUCAAGUCAAUGACAAACACAUCGACAAUAUGCUACACUGAUCCAUCCGCCAUCCUAGACGUCUCCCAAUUCAACAAUGUAACACUCAUUACACCAUACCAGAACAUGUCAGUUCAAUUCAAAGACUCUAAGUAUCCAAUCAUUAGCUCAGCAUCAAAGACAACAGUUAAGGGAGGUCCCAUUGAUAUAUAUGGUACAUUCGGAUCGAUAUUCAACUAUACAAGCGUGAUGAUUAAUCAAAGAGAGUGCAAUAUUACUUUGAUCAACUCGUCAUCAAUCAAUUGUAACAUUGCUGGUGAUCUUCGUGCGGGACUGGCCAAUCUCACACUAGUCAUCAACUCUGAGGUCAUAACAUUAUUGGAUAUAUUACUAGUUGAAUAUGACAACACUACAGCGCAAUGUGUAAACCCUGAUGUUGCAGUACCAUCGACAUGCUCUGGUAAUGGACAAUGUGUUACAGGAUUGUGUCAUUGUUUGGAUGGCUUUGGUGGAUAUUACUGUGAUUCAGUGUUGGAUACAAGUGGCACUGUGUUGAUCAAUAGUACAUUGCCAUCAAUGACGAUCGAGUCCAAUGGAGUCAAGUUUGAACUCACGCUCGUAGCUUUUGAGGAGCUUGGCGCUGGGGACGAGGUGGUCUACACGAUUGGCGCCAACAAGUGGCUGUACAACAAGUCUGUGGAUGGCGUGAUCAAUCGCUACAACUACCACCUGGUCGUGGCUGACCCCAAUCAGCCCGCACUGGACGUCUCCAUCCAGUUUGAGAUUGCGUCGGUGGGUCGCGCUGUUGAGUUUGCCGGCGUCACCAGUUGGUAUCCUGCCGGCUCGCUCAAGAUGGUCGUGAACAUCAAUCGCUGGCACUUUGGCUCCAACCUCAACACCCUGCGCGUUGUCUUCUCCAACCCGACGCCAGACGUGCCCACAUGCCAAGUGUCCAGCGUUGUGGGCAAGAGCAACAUCGACCGCAACGUACAGUACAUCAAGAUUGUUAACAACGGUGUAACGUUCUAUGGCUACUUCUUGCCGCUGGCGUUGUCAGACGGCCGUCCCGCAUACUCGCGUAACGAGUACAUCAACGUGACCACGACCAACACAUUCAUCGGCAUUCGUCUGCCACAAUGCGAGCGAUGCACCAUUGACCCAGCGUUCUCUGUGCUGGUCAACGGACAGGAUGAGCUGGGUCCAGCCUGUGGCAAGAAAGAGUUCCAACGAUUGGCCAUCAUACUGAUCGCAGUGUUUGGUGGUGUUGUCCUCUUGUCACUAGUCAUUGGCGCAUCAGUCUACUUCAUCAGGCGUAGAAAACAUGCAUCAGAGAGGAAGCGCAUUGCUGUUAGACUUCAACAGAUACAGCAGCCACAGCCUUCAACAUAA